This is a messenger RNA of Talaromyces amestolkiae, 1650 nucleotides long. RefSeq lists its product as uncharacterized. Gene Ontology annotation, cellular component: plasma membrane; NADPH oxidase complex. NCBI's taxonomy places the organism in Eukaryota, Fungi, Ascomycota, Eurotiomycetes, Eurotiales, Trichocomaceae. Gene Ontology annotation, molecular function: superoxide-generating NAD(P)H oxidase activity. The transcript has a single exon. Gene Ontology annotation, biological process: defense response; superoxide anion generation. The coding region runs from base 1 to 1650 and encodes 549 amino acids. The record is from RefSeq and is a predicted model, not a curated record.
AUGGAAAUCAAUUGGAAAUCGCAUUUGGCGCCGUCCAAGUUGUUCUUUUAUUUCAUCUUCUGGGGAGGUCACAUCGGUCUGUUCGCCCUCGGAUGGUAUCUGCAAGCAACGAACCCGAAACUCGCGCCACUGAACACACUGAAAUUCUCAGUAUGGAUCUCACGAGGUGCUGGUUUGUGUCUGAGUGUUGACGGGGCGUUGAUUCUGCUGCCCAUGUGCAGGACGUUGCUGAGAUAUAUACGCCCGAAGAUUAAAUGGCUUCCUCUCGAUGAGUCGCAAUGGUUCCAUCGUCAAGUUGCUUACUCUCUACUCAUAUUUACCAUCUUCCACACAUCGGCACAUUACGUCAAUUUCUUCAAUGUUGAGAAGGCGCAACUACGACCACAGACCGCCAUUCAAAUUCACUAUACCCAGGCGGGAGGGAUCACUGGGCAUAUCAUGCUGCUAUGCAUGUUGCUCAUGUAUACAACUGCUCAUCACAAAAUCAGACAGCAAUCUUUCGAAACCUUUUGGUACACACAUCAUCUCUUCAUUCCUUUUUUGCUGGGACUAUACACCCACGCAACGGGCUGCUUCGUCCGCGAUACAGCCCAACCCUUUUCGCCUCUGGCAGGGAGUAUCUUCUGGCAGCACUGCAUUGGUUACGAAGGAUGGCGAUGGGAGCUCUGGGGCGGUGGUUUUUACCUGAUUGAACGACUAUACCGCGAAGUGCGAGCACGUCGUGAAACAGAAAUCACGAAAGUCAUCCGUCAUCCCUACGACGCGAUGGAGAUUCAAUUCCGCAAGCCCAGUAUGAAAUACAAAGCUGGUCAAUGGCUCUUCCUCCAAGUCCCAGAAGUCUCCACCACGCAAUGGCAUCCAUUUACAAUUACUUCCUGCCCAUUUGACCCCUAUGUCAGUGUUCACGUCCGCCAAGUUGGUGACUUCACUCGUGCCCUUGGUAACGCACUCGGUUGCGGUCCCGCCCAAGCAAAAGACCUUGAAGGCUUGGACCCAAUGGGCAUGUACGAAAUCGCCAUGCAAAACGGGCAAACAAUGCCCAAACUCCGCAUCGAUGGACCUUACGGAGCCCCCGCCGAAGACGUCUUUGACAACGAAAUCGCUGUUCUGAUCGGAACAGGUAUCGGCGUCACACCCUGGGCCUCCAUCCUCAAAAACAUCUGGCACCUCCGCGCCGGCCCCAAUCCACCUCAGCGUCUCCGCCGAGUCGAGUUCAUUUGGAUUUGCAAAGAUACCUCUUCCUUUGAAUGGUUCCAAGCUCUCCUAUCGUCCCUCGAACAACAAUCCGCCAUCACCGCCGGCGCUCAAGGCGGUCCCGAAUUCUUACGCAUACACACUUAUCUAACCCAACGACUCGACCAAGACACCGCCGCAAACAUCUACAUCAACUCCGUCGGCACCGAAGUCGACCCCCUCACCGAACUCAAAUCACGCACGAAUUUCGGCCGCCCGGAUUUCAAGCGGCUGUUUGGCGCAAUGCGUGAUGGGUUGAUUGAUCAGACAUACCUGUCUGGGUUGGAGAGUAGCAUUACAACGAAAGUAGGUGUGUACUUUUGUGGACCGAAUUCGGCGGCGAGACAGAUUCGGCAGGCAGCGCAGGACUCGUCGACGAGGGAGGUCAAGUUCAACUUUUGGAAGGAGCAUUUCUGA